This is a messenger RNA of Colletotrichum karsti, 921 nucleotides long. RefSeq lists its product as uncharacterized. The record is from RefSeq and is a predicted model, not a curated record. Lineage: Eukaryota; Fungi; Ascomycota; Sordariomycetes; Glomerellales; Glomerellaceae. The coding region runs from base 1 to 921 and encodes 306 amino acids. The transcript has 2 exons.
AUGGUGUGGACCAAAAAAGCGGCCGCCUUUGCCGUGGCAUCCCUUCCGAUCAUCGCCCAAGCAGCAAUUAUCCGCGACAUAUCCGGCCUCAUUGAACGCGCAGAUCUCGGCAACGGCGCCGCGCCUUUACCCUCGAUCCCGGCCGGUCACAACCGAAAGCGACAAGUCACCGGCGGCUUUCUCGACACAGAUCCCGGCACGACGACGACCGCAAACUGCGGCGACGCGGCGAGCUUCAGCCUCAACAACUUCGGCCAGCUCGAAGUCAAUGGCCAGGUGCUCUCGACGAACCCCGGCACGCCCUUCAUCGCCCUGCGUCCGAUCACCCCGCAAGGCAGCAUCACCGUCACCUUCAGCCUCAACAACGGCGCCCUCACGUGGUCGAACGACGCCUUCUUCGGCGGCCAGGCCGGCUUCUGCCAGGACCCUACGGGCCAGGUCUACGCCACAUUCGCCGACCCGGCCAUCGCUUACCCGGCCAACUGCGCCGCUAUUCGACUCGGCCCCGUCUUAGCGUCAACCUGCCAGGGCGGCUCUGUUAUACCCAGCGGUCUGCUACCGCCCACAGGCACGUCUGCUGCAAGCGCGGGAAUUACGUCGGGACAAGCGUCGGGACAAGUGUCAGGACGAGUAACAGCCCUCCCUACGACCAUCGUCAGCACCGGCUCCGACGGCAGCGUGUUCAGCACCGUCAGCAGCUUCGAGACGACGCUCACGGGGCCCAUAACCGGGGUCCCCACCGACACCCCGGCGGUCCCGACUUCCUCCGCCGUCAUCAACGGCACGCUCUCGCUGCCGCCGGGGAUGUAUCCCGGAGGCAGCGCCUUCUCAAGCCCGGCUGGGGAGACGUGCAGGGUUGUCACUGAGUCUUGGAUGUUUGGGGAGACGACGCUGCUUCCGCGCACUACAACGGUGGUCUGA